Prosopis cineraria is the source of this 1663-nucleotide messenger RNA. RefSeq lists its product as uncharacterized. Gene Ontology annotation, molecular function: protein methyltransferase activity. Gene Ontology annotation, cellular component: nucleus. The record is from RefSeq and is a predicted model, not a curated record. Gene Ontology annotation, biological process: protein methylation. The transcript has 7 exons. Bases 826 to 1473 code for a protein of 215 amino acids. Lineage: Eukaryota; Viridiplantae; Streptophyta; Magnoliopsida; Fabales; Fabaceae.
CAAAACCCUAACUGUUCCAAACUCUGCGAAUGUGUUACAUAUGGAGGAAAUACGAAAUCAGGAACAACAUCGCCAUGAAGAAGAUGAUGAUGAUGACACCAUUAGCUUAGACGGAUCGUUUUUCUUCAAUGACAACUGACGAAUUUUACAUUUGGGUCUCAAGAGAUUCAGCUCUUCUGUCUCCAUGCUGCUUCUACCGACUUUGAUUUGACAGGGCAAGUGGUGUGGCCAGGAGCCAUUCUGCUAAAUGAUUAUCUUUCAAAAAAUAGUGAGAUCUUUCAGGGUUGCGCUGUCAUUGAAUUAGGUUCUGGUGUUGGUAUGUAUUAUACACUUAAAGAGAAAAUGUUUCCUGUUGUAUAAAGGUAAAAACUGUUUCAUAGAGAAUCUGAGACUUGUGAUUAUUCACUAUGGUAUUCUAACUCCAAACUACAUAAUUCAUUGUGCAUACAGCAGUUAGAUAUCAGAAAAUUCCUUAUAUGCUUGGAAGUUUUUUAUGGAGAAUCAUCUUGUGCAAUGCAUAUGACAUAAUUUCUUUUAGUGAUUUUCUUUAUGCAUUGUCUCUACUGAUAAUAUUAUAAGAUAGAACUCACUAACAUUUUGCAUGCCAAAUUGGUGGGAUUUUAUAUAUAGUUACUAUAUCUACCUCUACCUAAUGUAAAGUAUUUUGAUAACUAUGAUGAUGGUAAAAUAAGGAUUUAAGUGUGCACGUGUGUGCACGUGUGCGUGUGUGUAUUCUUUUUAAAAAAACACAAGGUCAUCAUGGGGGAGCAGAUUCUUUGAUGAUUGUUAGGAGAAAUAGUGAUUCCUUGUAUCACUCCCAAUUUCAUGACUUUGAAAUUGUGCAAUUACCAUUCCCCUUUUUCCUUUGUUUUAGGAAAUGAGUUACUUCCUCUUUUUAUAUUUUAUUUUAUUUUCUUUACAUCUUUAAUUUCUUUUACUAGAAAACUAUCUCUUCUUUUUUCAUGCUAUGUGUCUUUGGUGGUUGCUACUUCAUUUAUUACAGGUGUUACCGGCAUACUUUGCAGUAGAUUCUGCCAGAAAGUUGUGUUAACGGAUCAUAAUGAAGAAGUGCUCAAGAUCCUGAAGAAAAAUAUAGAGCUGCAUUCAGUUCCUGAGAAUAACUGUCCUACUUCUCAUGGAUUAGUUGCAGAGAAACUAGAAUGGGGGAACUCUGAUCAGAUCAAUGAAAUUUUACAAAAUCAUCCUGGAGGAUUUGACUUCAUUCUUGGAGCUGACAUAUGCUUUCAGCAGUCAAGCAUUCCUCUGCUUUUUGAUACUGUGAAGAUGCUGCUGCUGGUAAAAGAGGACAGAGAAUGCAAAUUCAUACUAGCCUAUGUAUCAAGAGCAAAGACCAUCGACAUGAUGAUCGUUAAUGAAGCUUUGAAGCACGGAUUGCAGAUGAAAGAGCUGCCUGGGACAAGGCACAUUGUUGGGAAUCUUGAAGGAGUCAUCUUUGAGAUUACUCUACACUAGAACCGUUAAAAUAUCUAAUAAAAACAUGUAUUUUUCGCUGUCAAAUUCGUCAAAAGAAUUGCGCAAUGGGGAAGAACUUGUUGAAGUAGCUAAUGAUAUUAUAUUUAGAUGUGAAAAUUACUGCCUGCAUGUUACAAUCUCAUUAUAUUCUCCUUCAAGAAAUAUGUCAAGUAACGAAACAAUUUCUGUU